Trichomonas vaginalis G3 is the source of this 1006-nucleotide messenger RNA. Its product is annotated as DNA/RNA polymerases family. The transcript has a single exon. The record is from RefSeq and is a predicted model, not a curated record. Lineage: Eukaryota; Parabasalia; Trichomonadida; Trichomonadidae. The annotation marks the transcript as partial.
AUGAAGUAUCUUGAGUCAUGUGUGAAGACAAGGUACAUGCUCAGAGGUCAAUUGGCAAAAGUUGCACCGUUGGCAAAUGUCAAUAUCCGAGUCAACAUUCCGACUGAGAAAGGUUCUUCACAUGACGACUAUGUUGUUGACAAAGACUUACCAUGGUUGAAGAUUGUAAUUGUCCACAACCACUUCAUGUUGAACGAAAGUCUUAUGUUCGGAAAAGGCAAGUGCAACAUUGUCAGAGCUGUUAACAUUCUUUUCGAGAAAGGUUUGUUGGAACCAAUUCCAGAUGACAAGCUGACAGAAACUUUUGUACCAAAAGACGAAACAAACUUUUCAUUGUUAGCAAGACCAAAAGUUGUUCCAGACAAAGUUAUAGCACAAAAGAAGUACACAGUUCCACGAGGAGUUGGAUUGUUCGGAUACCAACCUGAACCAGAAGAACUUCCAAUGAGGUUGCAAGAACUUCAAGAUGCUAUAAACAAACUUCCAUUGAGACAUCCAAUUGACGUCAAAUUGUAUUGGAGAGCAUCUGAGUUAGGUCAGAAGGUUUUAUAUGAAACAGGUUGCUUCGACGAUGUUUAUGAGAUAACAGGAGAAGUUUCUCAGAAGAUAAGAGACUCACUUGAAUUUCCACAAACUGGACCAAUUGGUUGCGACAAGUUCGACUCAUACGAAAAGAUAUACUAUGUUGACCUUAACGCUGCGUACAUGAGGUUCGUCCAAUAUAUCCCGACUGGAAUUCCAAACGAAGAUGGUGAGUUCCUGGGAAGGAACUAUACAGUUGGAAAAGUCAUACAACAACUGUAUGAUAUUAGGAAAGCUUCAAACCCCAAACUUGCAAUGACACUCAAAUUGCUUAUGAAUUCGACAUGGGGAUAUUCCAUUAAGAAACCUCAAGAGAUGAAGAGUAAACAUUAUGAGAAGGUCGACAACUUUGUUGAAAGGUUUUCUCCUUUUGUUUUGAAGUACGAAUUCACUCAAGGUCAAAGUGGCUUAGUAACCACAUUAA